Messenger RNA from Emiliania huxleyi CCMP1516, 369 nucleotides. RefSeq lists its product as hypothetical. The record is from RefSeq and is a predicted model, not a curated record. NCBI's taxonomy places the organism in Eukaryota, Haptophyta, Isochrysidales, Noelaerhabdaceae. Bases 1 to 369 code for a protein of 122 amino acids. The transcript is spliced from 3 exons.
AUGCUGCUCGAGGUCGGCCCCCGCCUCACCUUUGCCACGGCGUGGUCGUCCAACGCCGUCGCAAUCUGCCAGUCGGCGGGCCUCCGGUCGGUCGCGCGGGUGGAGAUGUCGCGCCGCUACCUGAUCUCCACCGCCGAGCCGCUCACGCCCGCCCUCCGCGCCGCCGUCUCGGCCGCGCUGCACGACCGCAUGACCGAGCAGGACUCGCUCGACGGCUCGACGCCGUACUCCCUCCCGCUCGAGAUGGUCCUCGGCAAGUUGCCGCCAAAGACGUUCGUCUCGGACCGCAAGCCCUACCCGUCCAAGCCCCUCUCCCUCCCCGACGGACUCACCGUCGCCGACGCACUCGGCCGACCGAUCGCGCGAUGA